Molecule: messenger RNA, 1341 nt
Organism: Gilbertella persicaria
Lineage: Eukaryota; Fungi; Mucoromycota; Mucoromycetes; Mucorales; Choanephoraceae
Exons: 7
Coding region: 1-1341 (446 amino acids)
Biological process (GO): regulation of transcription by RNA polymerase II
Cellular component (GO): mediator complex
Molecular function (GO): transcription coregulator activity
Source: RefSeq, a predicted model, not a curated record
AUGGCAGAACAACAUUCGAUUAGCUCUGCUGUGUUUGGUCUUCAAGAAACAUUACGCGACCUUCAACAAAAACUACCUUGUCUCUCUAACACAUCGACACAAAAACAAUCCAAUGGUACAUCUAUGUACAUGCAUGAUGAAUUACAUGCUUUAGGCACAGUGAAUCUCGACAAGGUGCGUCAAGAAUUUACUCAACAUGUCAACAGUAUUCGAAAUAUAUGCUCUCAAUUUGAGACUGAGGUCUUGGGUGAUGUCAUGAAGAUGGGUGCAGGUGCUGAUCCUGCUUUUCGCAAACACUUUACCCAUCUAAAAGAACAAGCAACACUCGAGAGCACCGUCAUGCGCGUCAAAGAUACAUUAAAGCACACAAAAGCAUUUUUUGAAGACUCCAUCAAAGAAAAAGAAGAAUCGAGAUCUAAAAUCGAAACACAACGGUUAGAGAAGAUUGCUCAAUCGAUGGGAUUAGUGACAUUUAUAGACUCUUCGCAGAAAAUAGAAUCAGGAGCUUCUAUCACAACCAUCACCCUGGGUGGUACUGUGAUUGUGAUUGAUAUUGACAUUGAUGAUACUGGACGUGUAUUGAAAGCUAAAGUGACCUAUGUAUCAGAGACACUACAGAAUGACCAGGAUGAUAGAGUGGAUACUAUGUUUGCCGAGAGUCUACAGAGCAGACAAUACGAUCUGUUUAAGCGUAAUUUGGCUAGCUUGGCCCUGUUGGAUCAAUUGAAUGUCAAAUAUAGCUCUGUUGAUUUCUUUCUUAUCAUGAAGAACCUGUUCCAUGAUCUAAAGACAAUUUAUAGUCAAGAAAUUGCCAUGGUAUCAGACGAGUCUCGCGUGCUCUUGGAAGGACAUGGCAUGCCUAUGCAACAUUUAGACUAUCCUGACAAAGAAACCAUCAAAUCAAACACGCUAGAGAAUCGCAAUACAUCGCGCCUCUUAUUGUCCUUUGAAGACUCUGUUCAGCCCAUGUAUUAUUUGCCUCCUUCUCAAUCAAGUUACUUGGCUGGAUAUGAAGAAGCCAUAGGAGAGCAUUUUAAAGCAGUGACAGAGACCAUGACACCUUCUUUUAUGUCUCCCUUCAGGUUUAUUCAGCCACUGUCUACACAUCCAGAAGUACAAGCAGUGCCUAUAAGAUUUGUGGCUACAUUAGAUUCUCCUUUAGCUGUAUCAGACCAAGUAUGUCAGAAACUAAUGACAGUAGCAGGUUUAUCCAAUGGAGAACUUGUGUCUGAUGUUAGUUUGGAUACCUGUACGCUAUCAUUAGAAGAAAUGCUUCUCAAAGACGGCCAUGACAAAAAUAAGCUUACUCAAAACAAUUGGGUCACAGUAAGUACCAUAUGA